Molecule: messenger RNA, 1341 nt
Organism: Ogataea haglerorum
Lineage: Eukaryota; Fungi; Ascomycota; Pichiomycetes; Pichiales; Pichiaceae
Exons: 1
Coding region: 1-1341 (446 amino acids)
Molecular function (GO): L-ornithine transaminase activity; identical protein binding; pyridoxal phosphate binding
Source: RefSeq, a predicted model, not a curated record
AUGGCGUUCAAGGUCACUGCCUCACCAAAAUCGCGCCAACUGCUUCUGAAAGAACGCACCUAUUCGGCCCACAACUACACUCCCGUCCCGAUCGUCUUUGAUUCUGCCUCUGGCAUCCACGUCACCGACGUCGACGGGAACGAGUACCUGGACUUUGGAAGCGCGUACUCGGCCAUCAACACCGGCCACAACCACCCGAAAAUACUGGAGGCCGUCAAGGCCCAGUACGAAAAAUGCGCGCUGGUCGGGCGCGGCUUUACACACUCGCUGUAUUCCGAGUUCUGUGAGGAAGUGUGCAAGGCUUUUGGCUUCGAACGCGUGCUCACGCUAAAUGGGGGUGGGGAGGCUGUUGAGUUUGCGAUCAAGCUGUGCCGUGCAUGGGGCUACGUGAGAAAGAAGAUUCCUCAAGACGAGGCCAAGGUGAUGAUGGUGGCCAGAAACUACCACGGCAGACCGCUGGGAGUGACCUCCGGCUCCACCAACCCGGCUGCGCGCGUCAACUACGGGCCGUUCGUCCCCAAGAUUGGCCCCGCGUACGGCAACGGGAAACUGCUACCGUUCAACGAUCUGGAAGCACUCGAAGAGUGUUUCGAGCUGGAGGGAGAGAGAAUUGCAGGAAUAAUUAUCGAAAGCGUCCAGGGCGAGGCCGGAGUCUUCCCGCCAAGUCCAGGCUAUUUGGACGGCGUGAGGGCACUAUGCGAUAAGUACAACGUUCUGUGGUGUGCCGACGAGGUGCAGAUGGGGUCGUAUCGCUGCGGGCCCAAACGGUGGGGGUACGAAAACACGAGCAACUCAAAGCCAGACGUGCUCAUCACCGCGAAGUCCAUCUCCGGCGGCCUGUACCCGUGCUCUGUCGUGUGCAGCUCCAGCGAGAUCAUGGACUCGAUUGCUCCCAACUCGCACGGAGCCACCUUCAGCGGCUCGCCCAUUGCGUGCGCCGCCACGCUGGCGGCGCUCAAAGUGUACGAGGAGGAGGAUCUCGGGGCGAACGUCGCCGAGCAGGGCCCCCACAUGCUGGCCGAGCUCGCCAGACUCAGCUGCAUGUACGACCUCAUCGAGCAGGUGCGAGGUGUAGGUCUGAUUGCGGGUGUCGACGUAAGCGUGGAGCUGCUCGCGCACAACGGCAUGUCCAUCUGGCACGUGUGUAUGUUCAUGCGCGCCAUGGGCAUUGCGUGCAAGCAGGUUCACGACAAGACAGUCCGGUUCUGUCCGCCGCUUGCGGUUACCCGAGAUCAAAUCGACGCAAUGAUCUCGUCGCUUGAACUAUGCUGCCAGACGCUGCUCAAGCUACAGCCCCAGGACAUCCCUGGAGUCAGCGACUUUCAUUUUCUAGCACACUAG